Aricia agestis (brown argus) is the source of this 13283-nucleotide messenger RNA. RefSeq lists its product as uncharacterized. Gene Ontology annotation, molecular function: lipid carrier activity; ABC-type transporter activity; ATP hydrolysis activity. NCBI's taxonomy places the organism in Eukaryota, Metazoa, Arthropoda, Insecta, Lepidoptera, Lycaenidae. The transcript is spliced from 69 exons. Gene Ontology annotation, cellular component: membrane; intracellular membrane-bounded organelle. Bases 170 to 12448 code for a protein of 4092 amino acids. The record is from RefSeq and is a predicted model, not a curated record. Gene Ontology annotation, biological process: lipid transport; transmembrane transport.
CAGUCAGUGAGUGUCCGCUGGUCGUGGUGCGUGCACGCCGUUCUCGUCGUCGACAGUCAUAUACAUAUUCGGGAUCGAGUACCUAGUGUUUGUGAGGUUCUAUACAUUGUGAAGUGCCGGAAUAUAACUCGGAGUUUUGGCAAUUGAUGGUGGGGCAAGCGCGGCCAGGAUGGCGGCGGCGCAGCAGGUGCGACUGCUGCUGUGGAAGGACUACCUCAUACGGAGGAGGAAACCGAUCACGCUAGCGGGCGUGGUGUGGGCGGCGCUGGUGCUCAUGUCGCUGUACAUAGUGCGCUCCAACAUCGACAACGUACAGCAUCCCACAUGUCAGUUCGCUGCGCGUGCGCUGCCCAGCGCUGGAGUUCUGCCGUUCCUGCAGUCGUUCGUGUGUAGCGUCAACAACGAAUGCGAGCCCUUGGACCAGUAUGAGGAAAUACCCCCCUAUGAGAAUGCCAGUUUCACGCAGAUCUACCGGGAGAUAUCGCCGCUGAUCAAUAACGCGACCGUCACGGGGUCGGCGGCGACGGUGCCCGACGCGCUCAAGCUGCUGGCCACGCUGGCCGACGUCGCCGACACGCCCGCCUUCCUGCACAUCGUCAGAAAGGGUUUGUUCGUGAAGGACUUGUUCCGCAACCCCACGCGGGUGAAGCGCUACCUGUCGCAGAAGCUCGGCGUGCCCGAAUAUGUUAUGGGCAGUAUCAUGGACGCCGAGAUUGGUAUUGAUGCUCUCUUCAAAGGGGGCAUCGAAGUAUGCGACAGAGGGUCCAUGUCUCGGGCUCUCAAGGUGAAGGACGGGCAGCAUCUGCAGGUGUUGGUGGGGCGGCUGUGCGAGGCGGACAAGGGCCUGCUGCAGGACCUCGUCAUGGACCUGCUGUUCGAGAUGGACCUGGGCAAAUACGUGCAGAUGCUCGGCGAGAUGUACUACAAGCUAUCGGAGGACGACCGUCUCGUGCGGAUCGCGGAGAUGGUGGCGGGCGCGCUGCGGAUGACGUCGCUGGACAGCUUCCUGCCCUCCGAGCUGCCCAUGAUCUUCUCCGGUCGAGACGUCGACUUCAGUUACAUCAACCUGACUAUGAUUACAAGGUUGUUGGAGGCCUUCAAACCCACCUUUGGUGAAACCGAAUCCUACAAAUCUAUACGAGAGGUCGCCGACACCACUAUCAUUGGCAUGCAGUACUUGAGUAGCUUUGUAAGGAAAUCGAGAACGAACGCGGAUGACGAGGAUACUGAGGUCAAGACUAGUAUCAGAUCACAGAUUAAGGCGCAAGUUGGGAAAAUAUAUCAGACGGUAGACAGUAUAGGAAAUGCUAUCACUGAUUUGAUUGAGAGCGAUACUUUUGACAUUUUUAAAAUAUUACCCCAAGUGGCAAAUGUUUUCAUCAAAUGGUUGUCCAACGACGCCAAACAUGAGGUAAUAUUGUACUCCACGAUGCUUGCCAAGCUGUUGCAAGGCGCAGAAAAAGUUAUUGACAUUAACAUAAACAUAGAACAGUGGCUCUACAACGCGUCCUUGCGGAACCCCGAGGGUGUUAAAAUUUUACUUAACUUGCCCGCGGCGGUGCUUGGAAAUGGACUAGAAGCCCUUGCUGAUGUGGACAGAACUCAGAUAAUGGUAACCAAGCUAGGCAGCCCGCGACAGAUGUUUUGUGACACAGAUCGUAUUGAGAAGUUCUUUUUGGUAUCACAUGAUACUUCAACGCAGCUAAAGACUCAGCUUUGUACCGACGCGUGGGCCAACUUCACCAAUGACUUGCUUCAAUCCUUUGGAAUCAAGGAGGUUAAGAAUAAUAUUAACAAUAUGGCAGCAAUAUUUAUAUUAGAAGCACUCGGAAAGGACACCACUGAUUAUCUUUAUACAAUAGACAAAGAUUUCGAAGUACUGAAAAACUUCACAACUGCACUGACUAAAAUGGAUCGCGCUGAAAAACCAAAACUAGAUUGGAGUAAAGUGUUAAAUGUGUCCAAAAAUUCAGAGAUUAUGAAAGUUAUAACGGAAAAAGCUAGGCUUUCCAAGCAUAUGCUUAUAACCAUGCACGGAACCUUUGCAAAGGAAGUGGUGACGCAGAAUCCCCUACUGAGUUUUAAAAUUGCAACACAUCUCAAGAAGGCUACAGUCGUAAUAGAGGCGUUAAAAGAACAACUAAAUACCGUACCAAGCAAUGUAACAACCCGAGCGAAACAGCUGUACCCUGAGAUUCUACAAACAGUGAUAGCUACAGCUCGCAAUGAAGAGAAGUCCUAUCUAUCUUUAUCUACCCCUUGGGAGGAAAUAUUUUGUAAUGGCGAAGAAAAUGCUUCUAAAUACCUGGAAUUUGGUGCCAACGUUAACGGGGAAAAAGUAUCUGCUGCUUUAUGUGAUAUAGCGAUAGCUAUAGAAAAAGGAUUGACAAAUAAGUCUAUUAUUGCAAAAACUAUUGAAAAAUUGGAAAACAUGAAGGAAGAUUCACUUGAUGACGUAGAUUGGAAUAGACUAAUAACAGGGCUAAAUGAGCUCUAUGGAAAACUUUAUAAUGAUUAUACUUACAUAUUCGAGUACAACAACUUUGGUAUGGAUGAGGAGCUACAUAAAAAAAUUAAGAUGGAAUUAAAGCAGGCGAUAAACUUUUGGUUCAAUAUAAGAAAUCUCGAUCGUCUUAUGCAUGUCGUACUAAAAUUCGGGUUUCGUCUGUUGGACGUUAUGGACCACGCAGCUUUCAACAUGACGCACGAGAUUUGGCUGAAAAUGAAAUAUGGCCUCGGUAUAGUAGAAGGUCCUGUGCAGAUCGCCCAUGACGUCAUCAGUGUGAUCUCUAACACGUUAACGAAGUCGGAUGUUCACUCAGAUAUGCCGCCACUCACAGCUGCACUGGUAAAAGAAAUUGCACCCAACGUCCCACGACUGGUGUACGAUAUGGCAGACCUAAUGACUAGAUAUGAUUUAGAUAUUGAACCAGUGAUAACAAUAUUAAAUGCGUCACCGUCGUGGCCAUGUUCGGUCACUAGUAUGUACGAGAUACUGACCUUCAACAAGACAUCAGCGAAGACUUUACAAUCCGUAGAAGCUCUUUCUUGUUUCAACAGCACCUUGCAAGAAGAGUGGGCCAAAUACACAACAGACAAAAAUAUAUCUACUAUAAAACCGUGGAACUCAACCAUCGUCUACCCCGAUCACGUAUUUCUGAAGUUCUCGGCUACUUUCGAUUUAUUCGUAAAGGAUUUGAGUAGUAUAAAUUCAAUAAUCAAGGAAACGUUUUUAGUGGACAAAGAUGACGAUAAUAUAGAUUUCGCAGCUGCUCUGGAAUACAUCAUUACCGCUGUUAACAAUACUGACAGAGCUCAUUUUAGAAAGCUUUUAACUAAAGUUGACAAAGUUAUGAACAUAAUAGACACUCCUUUGCUAGAAACGAAUAUAACUCUGAACAAACUAUGGAAGAAAUACUUUACUUGUGUUGAUGAUGAAGGUUUCGAGCAAUGUAGAGGACUGUUGCGGCUGAGUGUAGUGCGCUCGAUGCAGUUUGUCUCUAUGACUUUCGGAGCCUUCUCCGAAGAUCUACACAGAUAUUUAACAGAAGCAAAUGAACCGAACGCUUCAAUCCUAAAAAUGUUAGGAUUUACAAGUAACACUGGCAUGUUUAUGCUGUACGACAGAUUUGGAGACUUUGUUUCUAUUCUAGUCAAUUCUUAUCUGGAUUUGGGAUUUAUGUCCCAGGUUUAUCGCGCCUCCCAACUUGAGUUUUGGGACUGCGAGGACGUGACGAGGUCGAUCAGGCCGGGCCCCGGGAGCGCCAUCGACAAGGCGGUCAUAAGACAUCUGGAGCCCUUCCUCUGUCCGUCGCUGUUCUACUGGCUCUCCACUCCCAUCGGAGACAACAUAUUGCUAGAUCUUAUUGCUAAACCGCAAUAUUUCCUUUUUAAAUCGAACAUAUCGAGCUUCUCCAGUGCCUUCGAAGAAGCGUACGAUAAAGCUAUGGAUCUCACCGACUACGCUAAAGAACUCUCUUUAAAUACGAACGUAUUCAAAGAAAAGAUUACAUUAGAUAAAAUGAGAGCAAAAAUGGAAAGUACUCUAGACCCUAUAUUCACAUUUAAGAUUAACAAAACUGAUGAUUCGUAUGUGUCCUUUGCCAACGUUACCGAAAUCCAAACAUAUGCAACGAUCUAUUUAACGCAUAUCGCAACUGUAGCUAACAAAUUCGCGGACUACAUAGACAAGCUCAAUGUUACAGAUGUUAUUGACUCGUUGAAUGCUACAGAGGAAGAUGCACGCACUAUCGCUUACGAGCUAAAUAUUAUAAAGAAAAUACCGAUUCGAAACCCGCAUCAUUUUAUAGCUUUCCAUUUUGACUUGAUCACUUACAUGCUUUGGGAAAAUAACGGAAACUAUACAAUCUUAGAUGCUUUGAAAUACACCUGUGAAAGCUGGAAAAACAAAGCCAAUAAUACAAAUAUUGUGCUCGACAACGACAGGAUCAAAGCUCAAAUCUGUUCAAAGAAUUAUACUAUACUUUACGAACCAGUAAGCGACAUGUUCGACGAAAACACAGAAAAAGCGAGAAAUAGUUUAGUUAAUUUUGUUUGGGUUCUAAACAAGGACAAAUCGAACGCUGACAUUGGAGAAAUAUCGGAGUUUUUAAAAUCAAGGACAGAAGUGAUCGAUGCGUUGCAAACAUCAGUUAACUAUGCGCACGACCUCAAAAUACCCGUGUAUUUGAAAUAUUUACAUAACAAACUGAGACAUUACAAUGUAAUCGUGAGCUUCUUGUCGGGCGGCGACUGGUGGUCGGAGUUCCGGAGCUUGUACAAUACGGAGGCAGUUGUAAACGAAGUUCUAGAUACCAUUGAAAAUAUCUUUCCCAUUGCUGAAGACAUCAUCGCUAACGUAGAUAGAAUACACAUAGCGAGAUUCAUGCACGACAUAAACGUAAAUAACACGGCAACGUUCUGUCGGGCGAACAUUUCAGUAGCUGACUACCUGCCGGAUAACACGCGCGCACUGCGCCACCUGCACCGACACAUCUGUGACACGGACCGCAACGAGAUCAUCACCGCCAUACCGCCGCUACACUUCGCUGCACAGGAUUUUAUCGAUAAAAUAAAGUUCUCCAACGAAGUAAACUAUGACCAGAUAGAAUCCGAUGUUGACAAAAUAAGCGCGAGGAUAAAAGAUAUCGAAGACGGUGCGAAGGAUCCCACGCGCCCGCAGUGGAUAACUGAUAACAAACUGUACAGCUUGAAGGAGAAGAUGCUACAAAUGAUAACGAAAGAGUCGUUCACGAGAAUAUCUUUUGGGGUCAUCAGCAAUUUCGUCGAUGCUGGCACACUGUUUCUGAAUAGCAGUCGCUGCACUCUCUGCUCGAAGCUGACGACGUGGUUCAAGCAGAUCAACCUGCAACUGUACAAGAAGCAGGAGUACGACAACUUGCUCUGUCAGAUGUCUGACCACAUGAGUCUAGAGGAGAUACACAAUACGCUCAAAUACGAAUUCCACUGGGAUAUGGCUUUCUCGGAGUUAAUAUCUACAAGAAACUACACGAACCACGAACUGAACAAAUCCAUCAACGAGUUCCUGGAACAGUUCAAACUGCAUCUCCUGGAGGAUAUGACCGCCGGCACCACCAAGAUCACAAACUGCUUAGCCGCGAAUGCCACCAGGAAUAUAUUCGGUAACAUUACAUUGUCAGCCCGAGUAGUAUCGUCAGCGGCGAAACUGAUCCGCUCGCAGCUGGCGCACCUGCGGGAGAUCGCCGGCAUGAACGACGUGCCCUUCCUGCAGCAGCUCUACGCCGACGUCGCGCACAACCUUCGAGCACAAGAUGCCUUCAACAAAUACGUCCUGAACAACUUCACCACACAUCUGUCUGCGCUGGUCAGGGAUCAAAAGCUGUUGACCAGCAUUGAAAACUCGAGAAUAAAUCUACAAGCGAUGUCGAUGCAGCAACCGGUUCAAGAAUAUUUAACGCUGGAAGGAGAUUCUUGGAUUGAUGUUUGUCAAAAGUACAAUUGUAGCAAGCUCUCCUACAUCAUCUCAGACAAUCUCAACAAGACGCUUAUACAAAAUAAUCUACCAAAACUGCAGCAGCAAGAAUUUUGGCAAUUCAAUUUCAUAUCGAACAUAUUCUACCACGUGGAAGUGGUGCUAGACCAUCUAGCGAGGCUCAUGGGCGUGGCGAGCCAGCUGGACUUCGAGGGAGUUCUGGCGGGAAACCUCACCUCAAUGAUAGAUACCGGCAUACAGAUCAUGAUGGACGAUUCUCUCAACAGCUUGCUGUACAGUAUUGUAGGUUUGCUGGAUGAGCUGCAAGUGAUCUUCCACAACACAACGCUGGAGCACGAUAUAAACGCCAUCGCAGCGGGCCUGACCAUAAUACGUGACCUCAAGCGAUAUGUCAUUGAACAAGACAUGAAGGUCAAUCUGUCACAGAUAUUCUCAAAUUCAGAAGGCAUCGAAAAGGGUUUCAGUCAAAUAGGAAUCAACAAUACCAAUUUCUGGUCAAUCGCUGCUCCGAGAAUACACGCUGGCUACAUUCGACUAAAACCGAUAUUUGCACCCAAAUCAGGGAAGUACCAAAUUAAGAGCUUCGUGUGUCAAGUAGACAAGAUGGCUUCAGUGAUCGUACCAGGUAACAUCGACGUGGUGACCGUAGACGACGUGUACGGGGCGGUUGCCGAUCAGCUGUGCGGAAUAUCCGACGCCCAAGCCAAGCAGAUGAUACCGGUGCUGCUGGAGAAUUUUAACUACACCUACAUAUUUGACAAGCUAAAAACGAAUCUGCUGUCGAAACUAUAUAAAGUAUCAAACCUAACACAAGAGGAAGGCGACAAAGUUUUUAACAAGUUUGGUGAAAUGACGGAAAUAAUACCAACAGUUCAAAAUAAGCUCGGCAAUGUUGCGGACUCACUAUCUAAAGAGCCGCUGAUGAUGCAAUUGAAGAGCGGUGGAUCUUUCGGCGAUUUGCUAUCGGGAUCUGAUUUACUAGCAAACACAGGGAAAAUGAUGUGCGGCAAGCCUUUUCGAACGGAACUAGGACGCUUCUACAAGGCGAUAGUUCAACUUAAAGAUCAAAACACGAAGCCAGACCCUGCGCAACUUAAAAUUAUGCCAACGGAUUUCUGCCGAGAUCUAUACACACAGGUAACGAGCAUGGACGGUGGAAAGAUAGUAUGGAGUUACGCGAAGCCGCUGCUCUUCGGCAAGAUUUUAUACACUCCUGAUGUUCCAGUUGUAAAGGAAAUCAUACAGAAGGCGAAUUCUACUUUCGCUCCUAUGUUUAAACUAGUAAGCAUAGUCCACUCCUUCGCCAACACAGUCCCGGCUCUGGAGAAGUUGAGCGAUCACCGCGACGGACUCAAAGGCCUCACGGAUCUCCUCUCGUCACCGCAAUACUCGGAGCUCCUGAGCAAUGUCAUAGGCAACGUGUCGGCCCCAGACGUCGACGUCGAAAAAUUGUUUGAAAGCUUUGGCGAUAUAAAUGACAUCACAGGUAUGAUAAAGAAAGCCUCAAACAUGCUGAGAUGUUUCGACUUGAACCGCUUCAGGGCUGUCUCCAACGAAACUGAACUAGGUCAUGAAGCAGGAAAACUAACGCGAGUCCGAGAAUUUUCUGCUGGUCUCGUCUUCAUGAACAUAUCUGAGAAAGAUACAAAAAUACCUUCUAAUAUAGAAUACAAAAUAAGGAUGGACAUUGAGAAUGCACCAACCACUAGAAGACUGAAAAACUAUCUAUGGAUCCCGGGACCCGAGGCAAACUUUUUGGAAGACAUGAGAUAUUUCCGCGGGUUCAUACAAAUACAGGAUACGAUAGAAAAGGCAAUCAUAGAACUAUCCAUCAAUCAGUCUAGAAGGAUCCAGAAGAGAGCAGCAGAAGGUAACGAACAAACGCCGAUGAGUUGGGCAACGUACACUCAGCAGAUGCCGUAUCCGUGUUAUAUGCAGGACUUUUUCCAAACUUCCCUGUACGCGUCUCAAGCUCUCAUCGUCGCGUUCUUCUUCUCCCUACUUCUGACGGUGUCGUCUGCUGUGAGGUUCAUCGUGAUGGACAAGGAGACAGGCAAUACCAUGCUAAUGUCAGUGAUGGGUGUGAACCUGAGCUACCACACGCUGUCGUGGUUCGUGGCGUGCGCGCUGGAGAUGUCGGUGACGGUUGCCGUCAUGACCGCCAUUUUAUAUUUCGGCAACGUCUUACCGCGCACCGACCCCAGCCUCGUGUUCGCCUUGUUCCUCAUCUAUGGCUGCUCUGCACUUAGUUUUUGCUACAUGAUAUCCAAGUUAUUUUCGUCGGCCAGUUUUGCAGCAGUUUGCACAGGGAUUGCCUUUUUAUGCACAUUCAUGCCUUUCGUCAUCAUUUUAUCUUUGGAAGCCGUUCUAACUAACUCAUUGAAAAUAAUUGUGAGUCUAUCGUCCUCAUCUUCCGUGUGCUACGCGCUGCUGUACCUGGCGCGGUACGAGGCGACGAACGCGGGCGCGGGCUGGCCGCAGGUGUGGGACUCACCCGACGGCGGCGACAACAUGAGCAUCGGCAUCGCCACCUGCAUGAUCAUCUUCGACACCUUCCUGUACUUUAUCAUCGGCCUGAUACUCGAUCACUUCCUCGGUAUACGAACAGAGAGCAACAUAACGACUUGCCGAGCGGUCGACGAGAAGCCGGGGGUCAGUAUAGUUAACGUGACCAAAGUGUACGGGAACUCGCGCAGUGGGAAGCUCGCCCUGGAUGGCGUCUCCAUGGAGCUGGUCAAGGGACAGAUCACAGCCCUGCUGGGGCACAAUGGAGCUGGGAAAACCACUCUAGUGAAAAUCCUAACAGGUAUGCUGAAGCCGACAUCGGGUCACGUGAUCGUGCGAUCAGCGGACGGAUCGCGGACGACGCUGGGCGUGUGCCCGCAGCGCGACGUGCUGUACGAGUACAUGACGGCGGAGGAGCACGUGGCGCUGUACGCGCAGCUCAAGAGCGGGCGGCCGCUGAGUGAGGUGCAGGACGAGGUCGACAGUCUGCUGGAUGUGUUGUCGCUGGGCGAAGCGCGUCGCGAGGCGGCGUCCCGUCUGUCGGGCGGCACGCGGCGGCGGCUGUGCGUCGCGCUGGCGUUCGUCGCGCGCCCGCACCUCGUGUCGCUCGACGAGCCCACCGCUGGCGUCGACCCUGCCGCCAGGAGGGACAUUUGGACGAUGAUAACGCGUCUGCGCGCGGACCGCACCAUCCUGCUGACCACGCACCACCUGGACGAGGCCGAGCUGCUCAGCGACCAGAUCGUCAUCAUGCACAAGGGACAAAUCCACACAACGGGAUCCCCGAUCGAAAUAAAACGGUCCCUGGGCAGCGGGUACAAGCUGACUGUCACCUACUCCGACACGAGGAGCGAGGAGGACAGCUCGGAGGAGGUCUGCCUGGAAGAGAAGACCAAGAACCUGCUGGCGACCGCGCGCAGCGUCGUCCGGAACGCCAACCUCGUCGACGCCAACGGCCUCGAAGUAGAGAUCAACCUCCCCUUCUAUGACCAAGAUGGAGUCAGCAACGAUUUCCCCCAGCUGUGCUGCACGCUGGAGGAGCAGCAGGUGGCGCUGGAGUUCGCCAGCUACGACAUGGAGUGCAGCAGCCUGGAGCAGGUGUUCUACAACAUCUGCAACCAGGCCGACGCCGCCGCCGCCAGCGUGCCAACGGAUAACGAAGUGUCAUCGAAGAGCGCGUCGACGUCGAGCGUGCGCAGCGACCGCACGCCGCUGGUGCCGGCGGACGGGCCGCUGCGCGCGCCCGCCACCAAGCAGCUCGCCGCGCUGCUGCACAUACGUUUCCUGCACUACACACGGAACAGAUGGCUGCUGUUCCUGCUGGUGGGGCUACCGAGCAUCUUCGUGACGCUGGCGAUGGCGUUCUCGACGGUGCGGCCGCCCGCCGACAUCGAACUGUCUCUCCGCCUCGACAGACACUUGUACGAGCCGACAACUGACUUUGUAGUGAUGAAUCCGUCGAUACAAGGAGACGGCGACUCGACAAUGGCACAGAAAAUUUUGGAUACGCUCAGAUUCGACACAGAGUUCAGAAACUGGACGGAAAAGGACUCGCCCGUGUGCAAGUGUAUGAACACGACGCAGCUCUGUGACGUGACGGAGGAGCCGGCGCGCCCGCAGACGAUGGUGUUACCCGACGUGCACACGCUCAACCGCUGGCUCGUCGACUCACAGCAGCUGUACAUCAACAAGCGCUACGGAGGUUUCUCUGGCGCGAUACGCAACGGGAGCACGUCGCUGGUGGCGUGGUACAACAACAAGGGUCACCACGCGAUGCCGGCGUACGUGAACGCGCUGCACGCCGCCGCACGCCGCGCGCUCACCGGCGACGCCGACGCCGACAUAGCGCUGCACACGCACCCGCUCAAGAUAUCAGAGGAGCAGAUCAAUAAGGACACUGUUUACCAGCACGUGGCGGACGCGGGCAUCUCGGCGAUGCUGGUGGUGGGGUACUCGCUGGUGUCGGCGGGCGGCGCCGUGUACCUGGUCACCGCGCGCCGCUCCCGCGAGAAGCGCCUGCAGCUGCUGGCCGGCGUCAGCCCCGCGCUCUACUGGGCCGCCGCGCUUAUUUGGGAUCUGCUGAUGAUCCUAGUGAACAUCGCGAUCAGCGCGCUCAUCCUGGAGCUGUUCCACUUCCCGGUGUUCGUGGAGCGCAACAACCUGCCCGCCAUCUGUAUACUCAUCUUCUUGUAUGGAUACGCGUGCUCCGGUCUGGUGCACCUGCUGGAGAAGCUGUUCUCAGAGCCGAGCCUGGCUAACAUGAUGCUGUUCUGCGGCAACUGCUUCGUCGGCCUGGCCGGCAUCACCGUGCUGCUCAUAUUGGACAUCAUAUCGGAUUCUGACGCGACGGACAACGCGCGCUGGGUGUUGCACAAGGUGUUCAUGCUGAGCCCGCAGUUCGCGCUCGCAGACGGCCUGCUAGAGGUCGCCAAGAACACCAUUCAGGCACAGGUGCUGGGCCAGUUCGGUCUGGACACGUACCGCGACCCGCUGUGGUCAGAUCUACUGACGCUGCACCUGUCGGCGCUGGUGGUGGUGGGCACCGCGCUCAUCGCGCUCAACCUUGCCGUCGAGUAUGACUGCUUCGACUCCCUGAUGCAGCGGUUCCGUCGCAAGCGUACGGCGGCGCACGAGUACGCCAUCGACAGUGACGAGGUGCGGGCGGAGGCGGAGCGCGUGCGCUGCUCGUUCGAGCCGCUGCGCCUGCGCACCAUCGGGAACAUCAACGCGGGUUACGUGGUAACAGAAACUGACAUGGAUCCCGCGAAGACGGGAUCGCUGAAGCGGUGGACGACGUCGUCAUCGCUGCGGAGCGGCGCGGGGGCGGGGCUUGGCGCGGGGGGCGGGGACGCCGCCGCCUGCGUGCACCUCAGCCGCGUGUACCGCACCAGCGACGGACACAAGCACGCCGUCAAGGACCUCACGCUCGGCCUACCGCGCGGACAGUGCACGGCGCUGCUGGGCGAGAACGGCGCGGGCAAGUCGACGACGUUCGCGAUGCUGACGGGCGAGCUGCGCCCCACCGCCGGCCUCAUACACCUCGACGGCGUACCUGCCACGCCCAGGGACCUGUGUCGCGGCCUUAUUAGUUACUGUCCGCAGCAGGACGCGAUCGAUCCGCUGUUGACGGUGCACGAGACGCUGCGCUUCUACUGCCGGCUGCGUGGUAUAGAUAAUGCUGAUGAGGUGAUAAGGCGGACGGUGGAGAUGUUCGACCUGAGCAAGUACACGGGGGUGCGAAGCGGCGCGCUGAGCGGCGGCAACAAGCGCAAGCUGUGCACCGCCAUCGCCUUCAUGGGCCGCACGCCGCUCGUGCUGCUCGACGAGCCCACCAGCGGCAUGGACCCGGGUUCUCGCGGGUGCGUGUGGCGCGGCGUGUCGGCGGCGUGCGGCGCGGGGCGCGCGGCGUUGCUCAGUACGCACGCGCUCGCGGACGCUCGCCGCGCCGCCACACGAGUCGCGCUCAUGCGCCGCGCGCGUCUUCGGGCCGUCGCGCCGCUCGAUCACUGUCUCAAACAGUUCGGCGGCGGCUGGGUGUGCGCUUGCCGCACGGCGGCGGGUGCGGCGCGCGCAGCGUGGCGGCGCAUCGCGGCUCGCGCACCUGCUUCGCUGCAGCUGCUGCACGACACCGCGCUGCACGUCGUGCUGCCGGAGGUCGCCACAGUGGAGGGCAAGGAGGUGCGCACGCGGCUGUCGGCGGUGUUCCGGCUGCUGUCGGAGCUGCAGGCGGCCGGCCUCGUGCGCGACUACACCGUCAACCGCACCGACCUCGACCAGAUGUUCCUGAGCUACUCGGACAAGCAGACGGUGGCGCUCGAGGAGUGGGACGGCCCCCACGACGGCCCCCACGAUGGCCCCCACGACGGCCCCCACGACGGCCCCCACGACGGCCUCCACGACGGCCCCCGUGACGGCCCCUGCGUCGGCCCCUACGGCACUCGCGACGACGACGUGGUCACGGCUCUGUGAUUACGCCGCUGUGACUAGGAUUAUGACGACCACUCCAGCAGUUAUUCACACCGACUAGGAAAAUAAAAAUGAUUAUUUAUUUUUUUCCGAAACUGACUUUUCCGAGGUUGUAAAUAGCCUUCUAAAGUGCGGUCGUCGUAGUCACACAUAAAUGUUAUAUUAUUCCUAUCUCAUUGACACAAAAAAUAUGCGUAUGCGAGUGAAAGAGUGAGAAUAAAUACAUAAUUUGUGUGUCAAACCACAAAACCAUAAACCAUAAAAUGAGAACGUAUGAGUUGAAUCCGCGUGCUCCGCGGCCGCACUUUAGAUCUUUGGUGUCAACGUAUUAUAUUUUAGAAAAUUGAGAUAGAUACAAGCUGCUGGAGUGAAUAGAUAGAUAAUGUUUGCUCAAUCGUUUUAUGAAUCUCAGGCCCUGUAUACUGAUUUUAUUUUACUGAUAUAACGUGCAAUCCUCUUUAUUUUAGAUAUUUUCGUUUUAUUAUUACAAUUAAUAAGUUAUUUUUUUUAGCUACAUUUUGAACAUUAUUUAUAACUUAAAAAUCAUAAUAUAACUUUGGUUUCAUCUUCAACAACGACCAAAAAUUCUCUUAGAUUUAAUAUAGUAGACUUAAUGUAGAUAGGGAAGACAUGACAGAGAAUAAUGAACAAGAUAUCUUAAGAUUUUUUAUAAAAAAAUACGUACGUGGACCAAUGUUACCUAAAUAAUAUUUUAUAGCCAGUAUAAUAUAAGUGUAAAACACUUGUAAAAUAUUAUGUUGUCUAGAGCGAGGAGACUGUGAUAUGUACUUAUAUGUUUUACAUUGUGUUUAAAUUAAAACAUUUUUGGUAUCGGAAA